Thelazia callipaeda (thelaziosis nematode) is the source of this 588-nucleotide messenger RNA. The record is from the annotation of a GenBank genome assembly. NCBI's taxonomy places the organism in Eukaryota, Metazoa, Nematoda, Chromadorea, Rhabditida, Thelaziidae.
AUGCAUCAGAUCGGUUAUAUUCACAGAGAUAUGAAACCACACAAUAUGUGCUUCGGUUUAUCUGAAACUAGUAAACAUCGACUUGUAAUUGUUGAUUACGGUCUUGCACGACGUUUCCGUCUACCCAGCGGAAAGUUAAGACCUUUAAGAAGUGAUUGUGGAUUUCGUGGUACUACAAUUUAUGCUUCCUUACGAGCACAUGAAGGAAAAGAACUCGGUAAAAGUUAUUUGCUAGAAGUUAACGGGCCAUCAGAUGACUUGACAAGUUUAUUUUAUACAGCAAUUGAAUUAGUUCUCGGUUGUGUUCCAUGGAAAAAGGCUAAAAGAAGUGAAGAUGUAAAAGCAGCUAAAGAAGCCAUUCAGGAAGACGACUUUCAAACAAUAUCGAAGAAAGUGGGAGAAGCUUUACGUGAAUUCGGACGUGCGGUACAUUCAAUGGAAGCAACAGAUGAACCAAAUUAUACAGCUCUGCAAAAUAUAAUGCAAGAUUUUACAAGCCAUCGACGAUUAAGCGACCCAUAUGAUUGGGAUAAUGACUUUGAAGAAGUAUUACGUGAAGACGAUAUCAACAAAACAAUACGCAAGUAA